AACUUGCGGUUGCCAGCAACUGCUGUAUUUUCAGGCAGUGGAAAAUUGCUUGAUUGGAACCCAUGGCAUGGAUGUUCGUGAGGACUUGAAGGCCAUUUCGCUGCUGCUCAAUGUAGCAUCAUCAAAUUUCACCGAUGAAGCUAAGGGUUUCGCUGCCGAAAGGAAUUUCAAUGGCUUUUCUCAUCUGGGUCGGUCCCAAAAUUUGGGGUUGCUGUGAAGAUUAAUUCGCGGGAAUUUAGCUGAUGUGAAACGGCAGGAAGAAUUGCGAGAAAAAAACCCAAGUUCUUGUUUGGUCCAUCCUAUAACAAUGGAGGAGCAUACACUUGUUUGGUUGCCAAGACACCGAUGGGAAUCCUUUCAGGGUGAAAGUUACAAACAGGCUCUGAAUAUCCAAACAAAACGACAACAAACCCCAAAAGUAAACGAAUUACAGACAAAUUUCAGUUGGGUCAACCAGAAAACGAUUGAAUUUCGAACCCAUUUCAGUUUCGACGACUUCGCGAGGAAAUUGGAAGUUCUCAGACCGUUCCUUGAGGUCGAGGUUAUGGAGUUUGGACCAGGCGAAGAGACUUGUGCUGGGACCAAGCGGACCACGAUUCACCAAUCUUGGGUGCUGUGGAUCUCCACGGAGCCGCCUCCUUCUGAACCUGCUAUAUCCUGUGAAACUUCGUUAGCUUCUGAAAGAAAGCCCCACCUUUGUUCUUUUCUUCUUUCUAUUGCUAUUUAAGGUUUUACAACUGUUCCCUUCUGUUUUUCUUUUCCUCUUUUUGUUCUUAAAUUCUGUAAUAAAUAUCAAGGGUGCUUCAACUCAUGUCAGCUGCCUCAAUUUAUUGUGUGUGAGAGUUUCUUUUGGAGGAGCACUGCUUUAACGUUUUUUUUUUCUUCUUUUGAAAAAAAAAAACCUUCAUCUGGACAUUUUGUUUAUGUUUCUUUUUACUGUUUUGUUGAAAAGGGUAUUUUCUUUAAUAUCCGAGUUGUCAAGAUUGAACUUUCUGACCGAUUUUUCGAAGAACAUCGCUGUGGAAAUAUAGACCCUUUUCUUCGUCAAUUCAACUUCUACACAAUUCUUCAAUUUCUACCUCCCUUAAUCGUGAUUGUUUGAGUAUUGGAGUGGCCCUGAUACUUUUCAUGUCUGCUUUCCAUAUUUGAAAUUUGAGCAAAGAACAGCGUUUUUGAGUCUUGUUAUUUGGUGUUCUAUGUCUUGUCUAAACUUCUGAACUGAGGUAAUUUGGUUGGGGAACUUCUCACAUCAUGUUUAGUUCUGUUCAUGUAAGAUAAAAUCUUGGGUAGAAUUUGAAGUGGUAGUUUUGUUGCACCUGGACCCUAAAGGAUGAUAGCAAAUAAAAGAGGCUGAGCUUAAUUUCCAUCUAAGUGUGUAGAGAGCGUGGAAGACUCUUCAUCAUGUUUAAAAUGGAAAAGCACAUCCAGCGCCAAGACUCCAAUCUGCAGUUUAACAAAAACGUUCCAGGCUGCUUCUGGAGCAUAUUCAAUACUAUUGACUACCAUGGCUGGCACAACGUUAAAAAGAUGCUUCCUUACAGAAAGCAUUCAAGAAGCAAGGGAGGUUUCAAAUCAACUCUGAACAGCCACCACGUUGCUGAAGUGCCAGAACUUAUCAAUGAUGAAAACGAGUCUCUAAUGUGUACGGCAGAGAGUUGUCCUAUUGACAGAGCAUCUAGAGAGGCCCAUGUAAACGAAGUGAUAACUAAUGAGUUGUCAGGGGAAGAAGGCCAAAAAUACUGGAAAUUGAGUUCCAAUUCAAAACGAAGGUUCAGUCGAACACAGUCUAUACAUCAUUUAGAACCUUCGUAUCAUUCUCCAGUAUAUAAUGGUGAAAAGGAUGACAGUCAGAAACCUCCUAUGAAAUUAGCUGCAUCUGGAGUAAGCAGUAAUUCUCUGAAUGCCAUGGAUUCUGAGGACUACUUAAUCCAGAGACAAAUUGCUAUCAGAUUUACAUCUUUGACCGAAAAAUCUAAUGGAGUAAAGAAAACCUUAGAAACUAACGAGAUCAUCAGAAACAUCUCCAGUCGCUCAUAUAAGGAAGACACUCACAUCCAAGAGAUAUUUAAGGCAAAUAGAAAACUAUUUGCAGAAUUGUUACAAGGUGCACAUAGUACGAACACUCUACAAACCUCGCAAAACAAGAAGUCCCCAGCAAGUCUAGCAAAAUCAAUGUCCUUUCCUGCUCCCGGUUUAGCACGAAAAGGAUACAAAAAGCUUAGCUCACUCCAACACAAGCAGAUUGAGUCUUUUCCAAAAGUACAAAAAUCUGUUUCUCCCCAACCAUCAAAGCUUGUUGAAUCUGUAUCUCCCAAGAAUUUUCAUGAAGAUAUGACGCCUUGUGACUCUGAUAGUACAUCAAACCAUGACAUAAGACAACAAACAACCUCUUCUUCUUUGGGAUCGAAUCGUGGACUAAGGCAUGGGGGGUGGAAUCAGUUGGUUGUCAAGCGUUUCAAUUUUAUUAAGCAGAAAAUAAAGCACUCAUUCAAGGAGAGGAAGAAGGGAAAUAACCAGAAAACAUCUAAAGGAAUAUCAACCUUAGAUCCCUCUGGACCUGAACUUUCCCUUUACAGAGAAGAGGCACAUGAAAGUUUAGGAACUACUACAAACGAAGAUGGCUCAGGCACUAGAGGAUACAGUGAGAUCAGUCAUUCUGUGACUGAUUAUCUCAGUAAUGGAGGUCAAACCAAGAUAGGUAUUGAUUCAUUAAGUGCUUCUCGGGAAAGAUGUCCUCAACUUUCUGUUGGCUCAGGCAUUAUAGGAUACAGUGAGACUGAUAGAACUGAGAAUGAUAAUCUCAGUAGUAGAGUUCAAACCAAGACAAGAACUGCUUCAUUAAGUGCUUCUCUGGAAAGAUAUUCUCAACUGUCUGAGUAUGGUUUCGAUAAAAACAGAGAGGCAAAGGGUUACCACUCACGAAGCUUAAGGCUGAUAAGUGAAGAAAAAGUUCCAAAUUUAGAGAGGCCUCAAAAACGCUUUGGAAGGAAUCUUUCUUCGCCCGAUAUUGAUCUCUUUUGUACAUUAUUUACUGACCCUCAUGUCGUUUCUCGCACAGAAAAACCAAAGAGGGGUUUGGUGCAUUCCAGUACAGAUAAUAAUAUUCGAACAGAUGAGAAUUCAACCCAUCACACACAAAUUUCUGAACCAUUGGAUAGUGAUUCACAGUGUAUGAUGGAAAGAGGUGAGGACAACAUGCAUGUUGAUUAUUCAGGUAGUUUAAACGAGAUCACAAAUGAUGAGGGAAUUGCUUGGGCAGACGUGCUCAAGGAAAGAAUACCUCACCUAGAUAUUUUGGAUGGUAAACACCAUCAAGUAUCGGGUAAUGAACGCAUAGUUGAAGAUGCCAGUGAGACUGCUGAUCAAGUCAGCGAGCUUUCACACGUCAAUCAAGUCUUAGAACUUGGAACUUGUUUCCAAGAUGAUGAAACUUCCAAGUUCUCUGACUCUCAAGGUGCAAUACUAAAUCCUGGGUGCAGUAUAGCAAAUGAGCUUGAACCUUCGGAUGACCAACAUAACGAGGCUGGGACAGAAGCUUUACCAGCUUUUGAAACCAUCGUCAAUCAUGAGAUAGUUGAUGAUGCUGAAAAAAUUUCUAACUGUCUCUAUCUGCAUUCCGAACUUGGUAGAAUCAAUAAUGCAGACUUCAACUAUAUGAGGCAUAUUCUUCAGCUCUCCAGCUUUAUCGAAAAUGGUCACACAAUAGACCGACCACUCAAUUCUUCGAUAUUUGAGGGAGAGGAGGCUCACUUCUACAAAAAACUUGAAUGCUAUUGGGAUAAGGUUGACAAAGAUUCUGAUCACCAGCUUCUGCUCGAUUUAGUUAACGAGACAUUACAUAAUGUAUAUGAAAAAUCAUUCAUUUGUUUCCUCAAGACCUUCUCCUCAAGAAGCCAAAUCCGUCCAGUGGCACUUGGGCAGUAUCUUCUUGAGGAGGUCCGAGAAAGAGUUUCCUGGUACCUGUGCUUGGGACCAGAACUAGACCAAUCUUUAGAUGAUGUUGUGGGGCGAGAUCUAAGAAAAGGUGAUGAUUGGAUGAACCUUCAAUCUGAAACAGAGCAUAUAGCACUUGAGUUGGAGGAUUUGAUUCUUGAUGAGCUUUUAGAUGAAGUACUAAAUUUAUAGGAUUUUUCUGGUUAGAUCUUGUUGAUACUGUAUAGUGGCAAUCUCCAAAUCUGUGUACAUAAGUCCUGGUUGCAGAAAGUAAACAUUAGAGAAUUUAGAUACAGUCAUAGUUUGUUUUCUUUUUUGAUUCCCUCUAAGGAGGGGAGAGAGGGUUAGAAUCUGAGAAUUUCCAAUCUUAUGUAAUCACAUAUUUCUAUUAUCCAUACAUGUGGCUUAUUUGAUUCUUCCCUA
Benincasa hispida (wax gourd) is the source of this 4356-nucleotide messenger RNA. Lineage: Eukaryota; Viridiplantae; Streptophyta; Magnoliopsida; Cucurbitales; Cucurbitaceae. The record is from RefSeq and is a predicted model, not a curated record.